GCACGUGCGGGCGGAGCAUGGCCGGAGGGGUGCGGGCGCUGCGCCGCCUCGUGCCGCCGGGCGCCUGGCGGGAGAGCCGCGAGCUGGGCAGGAUCGCGGGGCCCGUGUUCCUGGCCCAGCUCCUGGUCUUUCUGAUCGGCGUGGUCAGCUCCAUAUUCUGUGGCCAUCUGGGGAAAACCGAGCUGGAUGCCGUGACGCUCGCCGUGUCCGUCAUCAACGUCACCGGCAUCUCCAUCGGCUCUGGCUUAGCCUCAGCAUGCGACACCCUCAUGUCGCAGACGUACGGCAGCAAGAACUUGAAGCAGGUGGGCACCAUCCUGCAGCGCGGCAUCCUCAUCCUCUUGCUCUGCUGCUUCCCCUGCUGGGCUGUCUUCAUCAACACCGAGAAGAUCCUGCUCCUCUUCAAACAGGACCCAGACGUCUCCAGGUUAACCCAGGUUUAUGUGAUGAUCUUCAUCCCAGCUCUUCCUGCUGUGUUUAUGUACCAGCUGCAGACAAAAUAUCUGCAAAGCCAGGCCAUCAUCUUGCCACAGGUGGUGACGGGGGUUGCAGCCAAUAUCCUCAAUGUGGGCAUGAACGCCCUGUUCCUGUAUGCGAUGAAGCUGGGAGUGGUGGGCUCUGCCUGGGCCCACACGGUUUCUCAGUACACCCAGAUGAUUCUCCUCUUCUUGUACAUGCGGUGGAGGAAAAUCCAUGCGCGGACCUGGGGAGGCUGGACCUGGGAGUGUCUGCUGGAGUGGGGCUCCUUCAUGCAGUUGGCCAUGCCCAGCAUGCUUAUGAUGUGCAUUGAGUGGUGGACCUUCGAGAUCGGGAGCUUCCUGGCAGGUCUGAUCAGCGUGGUGGAACUAGGGGCUCAGUCUGUCAUCUAUGAACUGUCCAGUGCCGCAUACAUGGUGCCCCUGGGCUUCAGCGUGGCUGCCAGUGUCCGCGUGGGCAAUGCCUUAGGAUCGGGGGAUGCAGAGCAAGCGAGGACAUCCUGUAUCUCUGCGUUGCUGUGUACAGGAGUGUUGGGUGUAGUGGUGGCCACCUUGUUGGGGACCCUGAAGGACGUUGUGGGCUACAUCUUCACCACUGACAAAGAGAUCGUUACCUUGGUGUCUAAGGUGAUGCUGCUCUUCGCUCCCUUUCACUUGUUUGAUGCGACGGCAGCGACCUGCGGUGGUGUGCUGAGGGGGACGGGGAAGCAGAAGUUCGGGGCCAUCGCCAACGCUAUCGGAUAUUAUGCCAUCGGGUUCCCGCUGGGAAUCUCACUGAUGUUCGCCGCAAAGCUUGGGGUGCUGGGCCUAUGGGUGGGACUGAUCGUCUGCAUUGCUCUGCAGGCCACUUCCUUCUUCAUCUACGUCCUGCGCAUAGACUGGAAGAAAGCUGCAGAGGAGGCUCAAAUCCGGGCAGGCCUCCAAGUGGAAGCGGAGAUCCCAGGCACCAGCAGCUCUGUGGUUCAUUUGUCUGGUCUCGACUAUUUCACGGCCGAGACAGAAGUGCCGGACACUGUGGUCCUGCCCGCUGCCACCUCCAGCAGCGAGAGCCUGCCGGAGCCCCAGUUCAUCCCCGGAGAGGAAGCUGCCGGGCCCCUCGCUCUGCCAGGAGGCAGCGUCUCGCUGGGGAAGGGCCUGCUCCUCUGGCGCGGGCUGGCGCUGGCUGUUGCCAUUGCAGUCCUGCUGGCGGGGGUCCUAGUGCGGCUCCUCAUGGGCAACGGCUAAGCAUAGCCACCGUGGCCAGAGACGUGACCGCUGGGACUGGGGAAUGCCACCCGUGGGCAGCCGUUCUGGAGUGCCACAGGAAGGAGUGGCUGAGAUGCUCCUCCAUCCUGGCCCAUCUCUUGGGGUCCAUGGUCUGGUCACGCUGCCCAUGCUAAUGGGCUGGGAACGUGCCUGUGCCGCCACUGAGCAAUGCUGACCCGGGGGCGUUCACCCCCUCGGUGGGAGCCUGCUGGGCCGUCGGCCUCAGCCAUUUCCUGGUCCUGAAGCACUAGUUCAUGUCCUGUUCUGCUGUUUGGUUUGAAGCUCGGGCUUCGUUGGCCCAGGCCCUUCGUAGGCCCAGAGACCCCAUGGGGGCAAAGGCCUUUUAUCUUUCACAGUUGGCUCUGGGGUGCCCCUGUAGUCUUAGCCCAGGGCUAAAGGUUGGGAAGUUGUUUCUGGGCUCAGGCAGCACUGCCUGGGGCGCGCAGACCCACCUCUGCCCACAGCGGCGUUCGCUCUUGCACUACUGUCGCUGCUCUUCUGAUGCUGCAGGUUUCCAAUAAACAUUCAGGUUGUUGAA
Molecule: messenger RNA, 2259 nt
Organism: Alligator mississippiensis (American alligator)
Lineage: Eukaryota; Metazoa; Chordata; Crocodylia; Alligatoridae
Product: multidrug and toxin extrusion protein 2
Exons: 17
Coding region: 18-1700 (560 amino acids)
Biological process (GO): xenobiotic detoxification by transmembrane export across the plasma membrane
Cellular component (GO): membrane
Molecular function (GO): antiporter activity; xenobiotic transmembrane transporter activity
Source: RefSeq, a predicted model, not a curated record